CCAUACCAUUACCAUUUCGCCGGCGUGAACUGAAAUGUAAGACGGCCCAAAUCGAACCCCCCAUGGACAUGGAGCACAUCGACGGGGAGAUCGCCGCGCCGCCCCGGCUUCCGCCCGGCGAGGACCGCCUCAGCGCGCUUCCCGACGACGUUCUUAUCCAAAUCCUUAUCAAGCUCCGCGACGCCGCCGCCGCCGCCAAGACCAGCGUCCUCUCCCGCCACUGGCGCCGCCUCUGGGCGCUGCUCCCGGAGCUCUGCUUCCACCCGGCCACUGGUCCUCAAGGCAUCCGCGCCGCCCUCGAGUCCCAUGAAGCGCUCAUCACCCGCCGCCUCGCCGUCGAGGUCAUCGACGCCACCCCCGAGUCCCUGACGGCCUUGCUUCUCGUCGCCGCGCCCCGCCUCUCGGGCGAUCUACAACUCAUCAACGAGGUGGGGCAGAAGCAGACGGAGGACGAGGCCGCGGAAGCGGAAGCGGAAAAUGGCGCCCUCGAGCUUCCCUGCUUCGAGAACGCCACCACGAUCCGCCUCGACCUAGGGUAUCUUGCCCUCGCCAUGCCACCUCUCGGCGUAUUCGCCGGGCUCACCGAUCUCUUCCUGGCUGGCGUCGAUCUGCGUGGUCCGUGCAUGCUCGGUGAUGCUGCCUCGUCGCUACGCUGCCCGGCCUUACGGAAACUCACCGUCCACCAUGCCAGGGGUCGUCUAGCCAACUUUGCAAUCCACUCGGAUUCUCUCCUAGAAAUUGAUCUAAAACAUCUGCAGGCAGACGGCGCCCUUGGUCUGGGCAAAUUCACCAUUCACUCCGCAUCUCUCUUGCAAAUUGAGUUGAGGAAUCUGCAGGGCAUCCAAGAGCUCACUGUUUUUGCGCCGGCCCUCCAAAUGUUAAAUGUGAUCCAUUGCUUUGCUAAUGGCGUGAUUCAACCGGUUGCAAACAUCUGCGCCCCUCACCUGAAGAUCCUCACAUGGAGUGAUGCCUAUGAUGAUAGCUCCACCCAGUUUUGCAACAUGGAAAAUCUGAAGUGUGUGGCAACAUACCCUUUUUCUGUAUAUGGAAAAGAUGUCCAUAGAUCACGAAAUAGCUUUUGUUUGAGGCUAAUACGGCGCUUCGAGCUCAUCCGAUGUCUCAGAUUCAUGCUCUUCUAUGUGCCGGAUAUUACGAACGAGCAGUACUUGAUGGAAGACAUUACAAGGCUCCCAGACAUUACACACUUGGCCCUGGAUACAUGUCCAAAUGGACAUUCCUUUGGAGCCAGUGUGUUUCAUGUCCUCGGGAUGUGUACUGGUGUAAAAAUGCUGCUAUUUACACUUCGGAACACACCAGGCCAGACCAAGGCACAAACUGCAUGCCCAUCAGGUUGUGCUUGCGACCAGCCACCAAACUGGAAAACCCAAAAACUCGCGCUGAACUGCCUCCAAGAAGUACAAAUCUGGGAACUGAGAGGAACUGAACAUGAAGCUGCUCUUAUGAAACGGUUAUUCGAUUGGGCAACAGUGUUAGAAAAGGUGACAAUAGCUUUCGAUGGGUCAGUCCCUGAAAGCAAAGCCAAGGAGUUCUUCCAGAUGCUUCAAAGCUUUUCCAGGCUGGAAAUACGUGUGAAGCAAGUCGUGGCACCGUUAGCUGAGUACCAAGCGUUCCUGAAAGGUAACACGUACCGCGGCUUCUCCAAGAACACUUGACAUGUCCCAGAAGACUUAAGUCGCCAGCUUGUCAUUUACCCUUGCGGUCGUUUUGUGUUUCUCCAGACUAUGAGUUGCACCCUUUGUGCACAUCAGAGUCUGGUAGAUCAGGCUUUAUCAAUUGCACUGUUUGCCCGACCCGCAGUUUGUGCAUGCAAAAUGGGGCGAAAGUGAUAUCACAACCGUUCCUGUUGCUUA
This is a messenger RNA of Lolium perenne, 1871 nucleotides long. RefSeq names its product putative F-box/FBD/LRR-repeat protein At4g03220. NCBI's taxonomy places the organism in Eukaryota, Viridiplantae, Streptophyta, Magnoliopsida, Poales, Poaceae. The record is from RefSeq and is a predicted model, not a curated record. Gene Ontology annotation, molecular function: protein binding.